Molecule: messenger RNA, 2038 nt
Organism: Plectropomus leopardus (leopard coralgrouper)
Lineage: Eukaryota; Metazoa; Chordata; Actinopteri; Perciformes; Serranidae
Gene: sgcb
Product: sarcoglycan, beta (dystrophin-associated glycoprotein)
Biological process (GO): muscle organ development
Cellular component (GO): sarcolemma; sarcoglycan complex
Source: RefSeq, a predicted model, not a curated record
UCUGCGAGCAGGAGAGGGAGGGUCAACAUGGCGUCUGAACAGGAGAGCUCCAACGGGCCCGUGAAGAAGUCCAUGCGCGAGAAAGCUAUAGAAAGACGCGGCAUCAACAAAGAGCACAACAGUAACUUUAAAGCGGGUUAUGUGCCCAUAGAAGAAGAGCGUCUUCAUAAGACAGGCUUAAGAGGACGCAAGGGAAACAUGGCUGUUUGCAUUGUUGUCCUCCUCUUCCUCCUCGCCUUAAUCAACCUCAUUAUCACUCUGGUUAUAUGGACAGUGAUCCGAAUCGGCCCCAAUGGGUGCGACAGUAUGGAGUUCCAUGAAACCGGCCUGCUGCGCUUCAAACAGAAGGCGGACAUGGGCAUCGUUCACCCUCUACACAAGAGCACAGUAGGAGGCCGUAAAGACCAGGACCUUGUCCUUGUCGGCAACAAUAAUCCGGUUGUGUUCCAGCAAGGCAGCACUAAGCUGAGCGUAGAGAAGGACAAGACCUCUGUUGUCAGUGACGUUGGUAUAUCCUUCACAGACCCGCGCACACAGACCACAUUUUUCAGCACAGAUUUUGAAAACCACGAGUUUCAUUUGCCCAAAGGAGUCAAAGUUCUCAGUGUCAAAAAGGCCUCCACAGAAAGGAUCACCAGUAGUGCAGCAUCUGACCUGAACAUUAAAGGGGACAGCAAGGCCAUCAUUCGUGGAAAUGAGGGCGUUAACAUCAUGGGCCGCACUGUAGAGUUCAAAAUGGGUGGCGGCAUCGAGCUCAGGGCUGAGAACAGCAUCGUCCUCAACGGAUCAGUCAUGUUCAAUGCCACACGCAUCCCUAAUUCGGCGGGAGACGUGUAUUUCGAUGAGGGCAUGGAGCGGUACAAGCUCUGCAUGUGUGCAGAUGGGACUCUGUUCCGCGUGCAGGUGAAAUAUCCCAACAUGGGCUGCCAGACUUCAGAUAACCCGUGUAAGAAAGCUCACUAGGAGACUUGACUGGAGUCUGCUCUUACAUCUCCCUACAGUCUGUCACCACUGAAGUCAGAUUACACAUUUACAUAUAUAUAGAAAAUUCUAUCGGACAUUCAUCAUGACUUGCACAUGAUAAUACCUCUGCAGUCCACCAGACAAAUUCUGUAUUUCUUAUUUCAUUUGCCAAACAGGAAUUGUGUUACAGAUCAUUGCCACUUGGCCAAAGAUAGGAUUAUACUUGUAAGUGCUGAAGUAUUUUUAUUGUUCUACAGGUGUGCCAACUUUAUCUAAAAUCUGUAAUGCCAUAUCAGUGCAGAACACUCCUAGAUUUAACAUAAUGCUGUCUUUUACGUUGAGAACUACACACUACAGUAUUUACUUUUUGCCUUACCGUCCAGUAUUACUAAUAUACAAACCUUAUAGAGGGGUUGUAUAAGAGUUUAUUUGCUCAUUUUUUCUGGCAGCUUUGUUUGAUAUUUUCUUAAUUAUAUUCAUUGACAAGCGUGAGACACUACAUGAUUAUUAUAGUAAUUUAUGUAACUUUAAAUUGGGAAUAGACUGCAAAACAAAAUCUACAUUUUAAGCCAUCCAGUAAAGCAGAGUAGGUCUCGGACUGUCUAUAAUGCACGUGCCAAUGGAUUUACAAGGGAUGAUAUAGAAUAUGUAAUGUAUAUGUAAUAUUCUAAUUUUGCUGCAAAACCUUUUUUAUGGCAAAAUAAUACAAUAUUGAGAAACUGAAGUGUGCACUAAGUUAUGCUACAGAUUAAUGCAAAUCUCUUUAAAUGCUGAAUGUCAGGAAAGUUUAAAUCAGUAGUUUGGUUUGAAACCUAUAUUUAGUGGUUUGAAUUUUGUGCAAUAUAUAGUAUAAAAGAUUUCAUGUUUUGCUUUGGAUUGUCUUGUCUGUUUUAUAAUGUUGAGAAACGUCAUUAAGUUGUUUUUCGGAGCAUUACAGACCUAAUGUCUGUCGUAAGAAAACAGUGUUUUUGAUCAACUAAAUGAAAAAAAAAAAGGCAAUUAGCCUUAUUAGACAAAUUGUCCAUCAUUUCAUUGCUAUGUUUGUUUCAAUAAAGAAACAUGUUGCUCUGUGAAA